Molecule: messenger RNA, 1044 nt
Organism: Kickxella alabastrina
Lineage: Eukaryota; Fungi; Kickxellomycota; Kickxellomycetes; Kickxellales; Kickxellaceae
Exons: 1
Coding region: 1-1044 (347 amino acids)
Biological process (GO): beta-D-galactose catabolic process via UDP-galactose, Leloir pathway
Cellular component (GO): cytosol
Molecular function (GO): UDP-glucose 4-epimerase activity
Source: RefSeq, a predicted model, not a curated record
AUGCCUACCAGCUGCACUUCCCAUGUCCUCGUCACCGGUGGCUCCGGCUUCAUCGGCUCCCACACUGUCCUUGAGCUCAUCAACCAGGGCCACAAGGUCGUAGUCGUCGACAACCUCAGCAACAGUUGUGAAGAGCCCCUGCGCCGCAUCGAAAAACUCGCUGGAUUGAACGAGGAGAGCCUGCCCUUCCACAAUGUCGACCUGGCAAACAUUGACGAUCUGCGCGCUGUCUUCAAGCAGUACAACUUCUCCAGUGUCAUCCACUUUGCUGCCCUCAAGGCUGUUGGCGAGUCGGUGCGCGUUCCGCUGGCCUACUACCGCAACAACAUCACCGGCACCCUCAACCUGAUGGACCUCAUGAUCGAGUUUGGCGUUAAAGACAUUGUCUUUUCAUCCUCGGCGACUGUGUACAAGUCUGAUCCCGACGGCCGGCCGUUCCGCGAGGAUAGUGAGCUUGGCUGCACCAGCCCCUAUGGCCGCACCAAGCUCUACAUGGAGAGCAUCAUUCGCGAUGUUGUCGGUGCUGAAUCUGGCUGGAAUGCAAUCAUGCUGAGAUACUUCAACCCUACUGGCGCGCAUGAGUCCGGGACCAUGGGCGAGGACCCCUGCCAGAUUCCCAACAAUCUGAUGCCGUACGUUUCGCAGGUUGCCAUUGGCAAGCUCGACAAUGUGCACGUCUUUGGCAAUGACUACAAUACUCGUGACGGCACAGGUGUGCGGGACUACAUCCAUGUGAUGGAUCUGGCCGAGGCCCACGUUAUUGCCCUCGAGAGGCUGACCGGGAACCACGGCUACGAGGUCUUUAAUCUUGGCUCUGGCGCCGGCCAGUCGGUGCUGGAAAUGAUCGACGCCAUGUCCAUUGCCUGUGGCCACAAGAUUCCCUAUGUGGUUGACCCCCGCCGCUCCGGCGACAUUGACACCAUUGUCUGCGAUCCUAAGAAGGCCAACGAGGUACUUGGUUUCAAGGUCUCCCGCGAUCUCACAAAGAUGUGCACCGACCUGUGGCGCUGGCAGGUUGCCAAUCCUGAGGGCUACAACCAGUAA